CGUGGUUUCUGACAAGUUCCUGGUUUUCAUCUGCUCUUGAAGACAAGAACUCUGUGUGUAACAGUCUUAAUUGGGAGCCCACAGUGAGACAAUCUGAAAUGAGAGCUGUCCACUUGCAGAGGAAGCUCUAGAGGCAGUAAAUGGGAGAUGGCAACAUAACCAUGAAAUGACGUAUGUGGAGUGCGACGUAACCCGAGGACAGCCUGUACAUGGCCUUUAUCGUGCUGAAAUAUGCCCCCUCUAUUCCCACUUUGCUGAUCAUCUGUAAAGAAAUACUUUGGCCACUUCAAGAUGACAAGCAUUCACUGAAAAUUACUUCAUUGAAAAGAAACUUCAUACAAAAAAUUUUUAAAGGCCGCUCCUUCAGAAGUUACAAAAUGUUGAAUUCCACCACCUCUCAGCCUCCUGCGGAGUCCUGCUCACAAAACCCCGUCAUAACACAGCAAAUCAUUCCUGUGCUUUACCUGCUGGUCUUCAUCGCGGGUGUGCUGCUCAACGGCGUGUCGGCGUGGGUCUUCUGCUACGUGCCCAGCUCCAAGAGCUUCAUCGUCUAUCUCAAGAACAUUGUGGUUGCCGACUUCCUGAUGAGCCUGACCUUCCCCUUCAAGAUCCUCAGUGACUCGGGCCUGGGCCCCUGGCAGCUGGGCGUGUUUGUAUGCCGGGUAUCGGCCGUGCUCUUCUACGUCAACAUGUACGUCAGCAUCAUGUUCUUUGGGCUCAUCAGCUUCGACAGAUAUUACAAAAUCGUGAAGCCUCUCCUGACUUCUUUCAUCCAGUCGGUGACUUACAGCAAACUCCUGGCAGUGACGGUGUGGCUGCUGAUGCUCCUGCUCGCUAUCCCCAACAUUAUCCUGACCAACCAGAGUGCUAAGGACGGCACACAUGUGAAAUGCAUGGAGCUUAAAAACGAACUGGGACUCAAGUGGCACAAGGCAUCAAACUACAUCUUCGUGGGUAUCUUCUGGAUUGUGUUCCUUCUGCUAAUCAUUUUCUACACUGCCAUCACGAGGAAAAUCUUCAAGUCCCACAUGAAGUCCCGAAAGAAUUCCAUUUCCGUCAAGAGGAAAUCCAGCCGCAAUAUAUUCAGCAUCAUGCUGGUAUUUUUUGUCUGCUUUGUACCUUACCACAUUGCCAGAAUUUCCUACACACAGAGCCAAACAGGAGCCCCUUUCAGCUGCCAGUCCAAGGAAAUCUUGUACUAUGUGAAAGAAUUCACUCUGAUACUGUCAGCAGCAAAUGUGUGCUUAGACCCCAUUAUUUAUUUCUUUCUAUGCCAGCCAUUUAGAGAAAUCUUGUGUAAGAAAUUGCACAUCCCACUAAAAGCUCAGCAUAACCCAGAAACUUCCAAAACCAGGAGGGGAAAUAUGAUGCACGAAAGCACAGAUACGCUGUGAUUUCCCACCUUUCAAAUGAGGUCCCUGUGUGCGUGUUAUAACUUUCAUUUACACAAUGAGAGGAGUAAAUGGAGGAAGGCCGUGAUAGUAAGCAUUGUCACUGAGCAUUACUCUCCAAUUAGUAUAAUAAUUAAAAUGUAAGUUUCCAUGCUUUUGUGUGACAUCAAAGAAAAAAUAAUACAUACAUUUUUCAAUCAUACCAAAAUAGAAGGUUUAAAUUAAACACUCAUCUGGUCAGUUAAUAUAGAAUUUUAAGCAGCAAAUAAGAAAAUAGACAGCAAUCAAGACAAUUCUCAGGGAUGUGUUUCCUCUCGAAAUGCAAUAAUUAAGUUAGUAAGUUAUGGGCAGUUUUUUCAACAGGAUUAUCAAGACCAACUUAAAGGCAGGCAACAGCUAGAGGCCUGUUGUAGUGAGGGAGUCAAGCUGUCUGAUUUGAAGGAGAAAAAGGAGACACCCACUGAUCUAUCUCAUGGCAUUUUCAAGGAAAGUAGAUAUAAAUUAUGUACUUUGCAAUAAAAAAUGUAAUUUUUUCUGAUAGUAUUUUGAGGAUGAUAUAAAUACAUUUUUAAUAACGUCCUCUGCAGAGAUUGGUUAAGCCACUUCAUGAGCCUGGUGUUCCAGUGUUGGAGUAUUUUUAAAAGUGGGCUCAAGCCCUGGCUGGUUUGGCUCAAUGGAUAGAGUGUUGGCUUGUGGACUGAAGGGCCCCAGGUUUGAUUCUGGUCAA
Messenger RNA from Myotis myotis, 2118 nucleotides. It is a transcript of the gene P2RY14, whose product is annotated as purinergic receptor P2Y14. The record is from RefSeq and is a predicted model, not a curated record. Gene Ontology annotation, cellular component: membrane. The transcript is spliced from 4 exons. Lineage: Eukaryota; Metazoa; Chordata; Mammalia; Chiroptera; Vespertilionidae. Bases 210 to 1394 code for a protein of 394 amino acids. Gene Ontology annotation, biological process: G protein-coupled receptor signaling pathway. Gene Ontology annotation, molecular function: G protein-coupled purinergic nucleotide receptor activity.